Molecule: messenger RNA, 2219 nt
Organism: Polyodon spathula (Mississippi paddlefish)
Lineage: Eukaryota; Metazoa; Chordata; Actinopteri; Acipenseriformes; Polyodontidae
Exons: 4
Coding region: 566-1192 (208 amino acids)
Biological process (GO): ciliary neurotrophic factor-mediated signaling pathway; negative regulation of neuron apoptotic process; immune response
Cellular component (GO): extracellular region
Molecular function (GO): ciliary neurotrophic factor receptor binding; cytokine activity
Source: RefSeq, a predicted model, not a curated record
AUACAGGUUAAUUACAUCUCCUUUAUUAAAACAUGUUUAAGUCCAAAGUCUGUGUCACAUAAUGUUAAGAAUUUAUUGUUUUAAAUUUCAAACUCCUUGUCAGUGACGUCUACGACAGUAUAUGACGGAGAAUAACUUUUAAAUAUAGCCUUCAACUACAGCGUACAGAUGUUUGUGAAAUAUCCAGUUGUUUGCUUUGCUGAUUUCUAAGAACUUUUGCCCUAUAAGGAGGUAGCCCCAGCGUCACUUCCUCUUGCUGAUUUUAUCUCAUUGCGGUCUCCUGGUUUUGUCAGCCUUCCUCAAAAGUACCUUGCCACUCUCCCCACUGAUCUUAAUAACUGUUACACAGCGCGCUGAAGAGUGCACACAGACACGCGCUCACGGACAGCACAGAUCUCAGUUCCUUCGUUCCUCCUGCUAGCAUGGUCCUCCUCUUGCAUGUGAUACCAGCCACAUCAGGGUCUGCACUAUAAGAAGUUGUCUGUGGACUGGCAUGGCUCAGCAGGUGGAUACUUAUGACCAUGGCUGUGGGCCACUCAGACCCUCCAUGGACUAACUAUCUCUGAUGUACAUACUUGUCAUGUCCCAUGUUGCAAGACUAAGCACAGCCAAGCUGUGUGGAGCCGCUGUUGUCACACAGAGCAGGAAAUUAGCCAACUUCUUGCAGGAUCAAUCAGAGGAUCUCCUGAAAACCUACAUAUCCAAGCAAGGAGAGGGGUUCCCCCAAACGACCUCUUUCUGCACGGCAACGGUGGAGGGCUUCCCAGAAGGCAACGUCUCAGACAUGAAGCCUAAGGAAAUGCUCCGCAGCAUCUACAUCACCCUCAGACACCUGGAUGGGCAUUUUCAAACCCUGCGCCAGCAGCAGCUCGGUCUGGUGUCUCCCCCGUCUGACCCUCUGCACAAAAAGCUGGCGGACACCCACAACCGCAUCCAGGACCUCGCUGGCAACAUAAAAUGCCUGCUGGAAGAAGUUCCUCCAGAGAUCUCCAUAACCAGCUCUUCGUCCGGAAGGGGCAUCUUUUGGCAGAAGGUGUUCGGCUGCACGGUCUUAAGAAAAUAUUCUGAAUUCCUCAAGCAGGUGGUGAGUGGAUUAAGCCACGUUAUCUCCAAAAGAUCGGCAACAAGAGGAAAGGGAAUAAAGAGGAUACAGAAAAAAGUGUUGAGGUUAGGCGUCUCCUCGCCAUUAUGAGGUUCCCUGUGAACCCUCCUAGUUGGACCAGAGUAAACUGGACAGAAAUUACUGCCUUGUCAGCACUGUUAGCAAUAUAGGUUUAUUUAUGUAAUGUAAUUUAUGUAUUUAUUUUGAAAUAUUUAUAUAGUGUAUGAUUCUGGCCAAGUAUAGGAGUGUAUAAACCAAUGAUUCAAAUGCACUGAUUUGAUGGCAAACUGAAAGAUAACCGUUUCUCAACGUCAAGCGAUAAGCGUAGCAAGAAUCCAUUUAAAAUAACAAGGUGGUGCCGAAUGCCAGUUCAGCUUGCCACACUUGUUAGCAGUUACAGCAAUGUCCUGGAUGUGUUUUGAAUUGCAGAUGGUCCAUGAAUGUGCUGAUGCAAAUCACUGUACUGAAUGUAAGGAUGGGCGACUUCAGUUUUAGGUCACCCAUUUCUAAAAUAUCAGCCAUAUUGGCUAGGCCAUGUUUGCAAACAGAAAUGCAGGGAUCUGUUUUAUCACAAUGCAUGGACUGUAGAGUCACUUGGUUACUUUUUGUUGUUGCUGUGGGUAAUGAAACCUUGCAAGAGCAGGCAUCACAAUUAGACAUCAUUCUACUGCACCGUGCUAGUUGGCUAGGAGACGCAGGUCUUUACCGUACUAAGCACUCUUCUGGUGGUCGUGAGGAGGUUCAUCCUUGACGUAGCAUUAAAUAAUAUCAGAACACAGCAUCUCCACCAUCGUGACCCCUGUGAGGAGGCCAGGUGACUUCACAGAUACACUGUAUGAACAUCCAAACCCACUGACACCUGGAAAGUUUUAUUGGGAGAGACUUCACUCUGCGGCUUACGCACUGUAUCGCGCGUGCCUUUUCUUUUGAGCACCCUGCUCCAGGUACUAAUAGCUAUACCUUACAGUUUGAACCCAGGCCCCAGUGUGUGUUAGCCUGCAGGGCUCUGUGACCACUGCAAGUUUAAUACCAAUUUCCAUUGCUGUUACUGUACCAGUACAUGAAUGUCAUUUUCUAUGUUUAUUUAAAUUGUUUGUUAUUUAUGCAUAUUUUUGUA